AUGGAGAAAGGAGGCGGUCUUGUUCAGAUGUAUGAGAAAUGGCUUGAUUGUGUUGAGGACAGCCGGUCUCUUUCCCUCUCCCUCUAUCCCUCCUGUGGCUGCCUCACAGCAAGGUCAAUGGCAUUGGACUGCUUGCCCAAUGAUGGUGGCGGGAUGGAUGGUUGGUUGGAUCAGUACGAGAACAUAGCGGCUCAUACCCAGAAGGGAAUAGAAUUCUUGGAGAAGUUGGGUGGCUUCAUCAGAGAGAGAUGUGCCGUGGAGACGGACUACGCCGCGAAACUCAGGCGGUUGGUGAAGAAAUAUCAGCCCAACAAGAAGGAGGAGGAAGAUCUUCAGUUCUCGUCAUGCCGAGCAUUUCGUGGAGUUCUCGGUGAAGUCGGAGAUCUGGCGGGUCAGCAUGAAGUUAUCGCAGAGAAUCUCUCGUCCUCUGUGGCUCAAAAUGUCGCUUCCCUCGUCAAAAGCUUCAAGGAAGAACGGAAAAAGGAUCCACACCCCUACUUUGUGCCAUUUCCAUUCCACUUCAGUUACCUGGCCCUUUCCCUUGAUAUGCAUGCAGCUCGCCUCAUGAGCUUUUUCUAUUCCCAUUAUCCCUUUCUCAUUCGCUCAACACCUGCCGCCUUGAAAGUGGCUCUUCGACAAGGAGGAUUUAGGAGAGCCUACUCACUGUUGCAGAGCUUGCAAGAAGGGGCACGGCUGCAGGCAGUCCUUCAAGCUCAACAAGCUGCUUUGGAGAGGAGCAAGAAGGCAUAUGAGAAGGCGUUCAAGGAAGCAGAGAAAGCGAGUGAAAACUUUCAAAAAGCUGAUGCAGAUCUCAAUCUGAGUAGAGCCGAGGUAGAGAAGCAUCGCAUAUUAUUCUCGAGGAAGACCCAGGAAUCCGAGGAUACCAAGAAUGAAUAUGCGAGUCAACUCCAACGAACGAAUGAACUCCAGCAUCAACAUUUCGCGAUCCUGAUGCCAUCUAUCUUCAGCCAGUUACAAGAGAUCGACGAGAAGAGGACAGCCAGUGUUAAGACAUACCUAAAGAAGAGCGUGGAGGUGGAGAAGGCAGUGUUCCCUAUCAUCGACAAGUGCCUCGAAGGGAUCAUAAAAGCUGCUGACUCCAUCAAUGAAGUCGAGGAUUCAAAGUUGGUCGUCGAGAGGUAUAAGUCUGGGUUUACACCCCCCGAAGACAUUCCAUUUGAGGACCUGAGUGCUAUGAAAAAUGGAGAGUAUCAAUCAGCUUCAGAAUCUAAUUCUCAAGAGAAGAUCAACAUGUCUGGUAAUUCAGAGAAGAAGAGUGGCCGCACCCUUCGAGGUACCCUCAGUGCCACGCGCAUGAAGAAGCGAGGGGGCAUCUUUGGCAUUUUUGGAUCCGCCAAGAACCAUUACAAUUCUGUAUGUGACCAAAAGGAGGAUUGGGCAGAUCUGCCUCCAAACCAGAGGAAGAAGAAGAUUCAACAGAGGAUAGAUGAAUUGACAGCAAAGAUCCAACAGGAAACAGCAGCCAGGGAUGGGAUUUUGAAGAUGAAGGAGGUAUAUGAGUCCAAUCCAGCCAUGGGUGAUUCAGCUUCCCUGACAGGAGAACUAGCACACCAUGGAAAGAAGAUAGAUUUUUUGCGACAUGAGCUCCAGCAGUAUCAGACUAUGUUGGAUGAAGUCCCAUUCCCAAGCAACCAGCCCCCUUCACGUAAUCCCAGCACAAGGCUCACAAAUCAUAUCAAUGGCCGAACUCAUCAAUCUGACCGUCACAGCCUUUCAGAUCAGGAAUCUCUGAGUAGAAGUGCUUCAGAUUCAUCUGUCUCUAAUCCUGCCUCUUCCAAUCAAAAUCCAUCUAAUUCCAAUCAAACCUCCCUUCAUGGGUCAAACAACAGUCGAGAAUCAGGGCUGGGAACUAGUCACAUGUCCAUCCCUGACUCUGACCCUGAUGCUCCUCAAGAGGAAGAUGAGAUCGACUUCUAUGAAGAUCCUAACCCCCUCCCUGUCCUGGGAACUGGGAGAGCCCUGUAUCAGUUUGAUGCUUUGAGUGAGGGUUCAAUCCCAAUGCAUGCUGGAGAAACUGUCCACAUUGUUGAAGUUGAUCAAGGUGAUGGCUGGACACGUGUGAGGAGAAUGGACAAAUCUGAAGAAGGUUUUGUUCCCACAUCCUACAUGGAGAUCUCUCUUUACACAACAUGCUGAGCCACCUGUUUUUUGCAUCAUGGUCAGGAUCUGCUGCCCAGUCAGUACUCCCAUGUGUCAGAAACUCCCUGGGAUUCUGUCAUAAAUCUGCUCUGCCAUAGGCAAGAUCAGAGGGAGCUACUUAAAAGGAAAGACAGAAAGAAGGAAACUGAGGUAUUCCUAUAGCCACUCUGUCCUCAAAAGGCAAAGAAAAAAAGACAGCUGAGGACAGGCGUCUGAAUUUGUGCCUGCCUUCAUGCAAAUGGUUCAGAAAUGUUAUGCACUUUACUGUUAUCUGGUCUCUGGUGAAACUGAUUCCAGUCUCCCUUAAUAUGUACCCCAUCAUCAUUGACCCCAUUUGGUUC
Molecule: messenger RNA, 2501 nt
Organism: Darwinula stevensoni
Lineage: Eukaryota; Metazoa; Arthropoda; Ostracoda; Podocopida; Darwinulidae
Source: the annotation of a GenBank genome assembly